AUGGCAGAUGAAUCCAUCGUUGAGCUUCACCCCUCCUGGGACGUUGCUCUCAUUGUCGCUCACAACACCCAGAAGAAGUUCCUCGUCUCUUCUCAUAUUCUGAGAGUCGCAUCCAGAUCCUUCAACUCUCUUCUUGUCUCUAAGCUUGAGGAAGGCGCCAAGACUCAACCCGAUUUGAAGCCCGAUAUCAUCUUGCGCCAUGACGACCCCGAAGCCAUGGAGAUCAUCCUCUCCAUUCUACACUACAGGCACCAAGACGAGUGGUACAACCUUAGUGCCAAGAUGAUUGCAGUCAUGGCCGUACACUUGGACAAGUACGACUGUUCUGCGUCUCUCAGACUGUGGGUGAAUCACUGGCUCGUCAACUUUGGACAGGUGGAACAUGGGGACGUUAUCUACCUCUUGGCAGCGACUGCGCUCCUCGGCGAGUCGGCAAAGUUCCAGAAGAUGACAAGAUCUGCUAUCUUGUAUCUUCCAAUGAACUUUGACUUCAACGCUUGGUCCGAUGACGAGUUUGUGUCUGCCUUACUGGACAAUAUCAUUCGCAACAUCGUUCGCAAGAUGAAAUCAGUCAAGCGACGUCUGUACGCUCUCUUGCAGGAAACCAUCAUCGACCUUGGACGGAAUCAAUCCGAGAUUGGUCUGAUGGAUACCUCCCGCUGCAGCAAGUGUCUUCGCAUCUACAAGAGAAAUCAGAACACGCAUUGCCCAAACUGCCCACCUACCAGUGGCCAGCAUUCUGAAGUGGGCGACUUCCCAGUCGUCUGUUCUCCCGAGACACGAGUAGCUGAGUGUACGCUCAUGUUCACAAAGUACCAGCUGUACCCGAACGAGAAGGCAUGGCAUGAGGGCACCAUCGCUGACAUCGCCCGCCGCUUCAUCAAGAUCAGGGGAACGAGCACCCACCGGUGUGACUUUGACCAGAGGUGCCCCUUGAAGAAGCGAUUGGGUGAGCUUGACGAUAACGUGGUCGAGGUGAUUAAUGGCAUCCGGGGCUGGAAGCUAAAGCUUUCUACCAUUGACGAUGAUGCAGUCAAGGUUGACGGCGUGGACGAGCCCAGCAAGGAGUUGAAGUGCGAAGCAAAGUAGAGCGGGCAGGUGGUUUUGGCGAAUCUCAAAUGGGAAUUGGGUUAGUUGGUGAAUUUGGCUUUCAGGACAUGGCGUUAAUUGGGCAACAAGAGCAUUUUGAUAUCAGAUCAUCUUUCCAGAUCAGUUCAAGAAGCCCCUUUCAUAGGUUUCCACUCAGC
Molecule: messenger RNA, 1247 nt
Organism: Colletotrichum acutatum
Lineage: Eukaryota; Fungi; Ascomycota; Sordariomycetes; Glomerellales; Glomerellaceae
Exons: 2
Coding region: 1-1089 (362 amino acids)
Molecular function (GO): protein binding
Source: RefSeq, a predicted model, not a curated record